Gorilla gorilla gorilla (western lowland gorilla) is the source of this 981-nucleotide messenger RNA. RefSeq names its product intercellular adhesion molecule 2 (gene ICAM2). Gene Ontology annotation, cellular component: plasma membrane. Gene Ontology annotation, biological process: cell-cell adhesion. NCBI's taxonomy places the organism in Eukaryota, Metazoa, Chordata, Mammalia, Primates, Hominidae. The record is from RefSeq and is a predicted model, not a curated record. The transcript is spliced from 5 exons. The coding region runs from base 154 to 981 and encodes 275 amino acids. Gene Ontology annotation, molecular function: integrin binding.
GACUGAAUAACAAGCCGUGAACUGGGCAGCUGUGACACGCGCACCUUGUCACCUUGUCACCAAUUUCCUGCCCGGGAUCCCAGAGCUACCCUUCUUGGAGCCCACAGGGGCAGCCCUUGGCUGGUCCCUGCGAGCCCGUGGACACUGCCAGAGAUGUCCUCUUUCGGUUACAGGACACUGACUGUGGCCCUCUUCGCCCUGAUCUGCUGUCCAGGAUCUGAUGAGAAGGUAUUUGAGGUACACGUGAGGCCAAAGAAGCUGGCGGUUGAGCCCAAAGCGUCCCUCGAGGUCAACUGCAGCACCACCUGUAACCAGCCUGAAGUGGGUGGUCUGGAGACCUCUCUAGAUAAGAUUCUGCUGGACGAACAGGCUCAGUGGAAACAUUACUUGGUCUCAAACAUCUCCCAUGACACGGUCCUCCAAUGCCACUUCACCUGCUCCGGGAAGCAGGAGUCAAUGAAUUCCAACGUCAGCGUGUACCAGCCUCCAAGGCAGGUCAUCCUGACACUGCAACCCACUUUGGUGGCUGUGGGCAAGUCCUUCACCAUUGAGUGCAGGGUGCCCACCGUGGAGCCCCUGGACAGCCUCACCCUCUUCCUGUUCCGUGGCAAUGAGACUCUGCACAAUCAGACCUUCGGGAAGGCAGCCCCUGCUCUGCAGGAGGCCACAGCCACAUUCAACAGCACGGCUGACAGAGAGGAUGGCCACCGCAACUUCUCCUGCCUGGCUGUGCUGGACUUGAUAUCUCGCGGUGGCAACAUCUUUCAGGAACACUCAGCCCCAAAGAUGUUGGAGAUCUAUGAGCCUGUGUCGGACAGCCAGAUGGUCAUCAUAGUCACGGUGGUGUCGGUGUUGCUGUCCCUGUUCGUGACAUCUGUCCUGCUCUGCUUCAUCUUCGGCCAGCACUUGCGCCAGCAGCGGAUGGGCACCUAUGGGGUGCGAGCGGCUUGGAGGAGGCUGCCCCAGGCCUUCCGGCCAUAG